AUGGCUGACAAACCAUACUUGGAGCAGCCUGAACUGCACGCCAAAGCACCAUUUCGUGCUGCUUUGCUGACAUACCCUGGUAACCUCAGAGAAGCGCUCCGUCAAGCUCAAGAGGAUCCAACAAAAACAUUACUUGGUGUCGCUCAUGGAAUCCCCAGUGUUUUUGUCACAAAGGUCAUGGCAUCGACUAAACCCGACUUUAUCUGGAUAGACGUCGAGCAUGGCAUGUUUGAUAGAUUAACCUUGCACGAUGCUAUACACGCUGCACAGCAUCACUCUGAAGGAAAGACCAUGGUUGUCGUUCGUGUACCGAAGCACGACGAGGUCAGCCUGUCCACGGCACUCGACGCUGGUGCUGCUGGCAUUGUUAUUCCUCACGUUGAGAGCGCGGACGAGGUCAGACACUUUAUCAAGGAGUGCUACUACCCCCCCAUUGGUCAACGUUCCUUUAGCCCCUGGACGUUCACACCGGGUAUCUCGGACGCUUCUCUCUACAGCGGUGACCCGUUCAACAUGCAGAGUUCCAACCGCCACAUUGUGCUCAUUCCGCAAAUCGAGAGCGUCAAGGGCGUGGAGAAUGUCGAGGAGAUUGCCGCCUGCGAGGGCAUCUCGGGCCUCAUGUUUGGCCCCGGCGACUUCAUGGCCGACGCCGGCAUCCCCCUCAAGCUGGGCGGUCCGCCGCACCCCGGUCUGAUGGAGGCCAUGGGCAAGUUUGGCGCGGCAGCUGCCAAGAACAAUCUGCCGCUUUUUGGUGGUGCACAAACGCCUGACAUGGUUCCCAUGAUGAUCAAGUCGGGAUACAGAGCCCUUGCGGUCACUUUUGAUGUAUGGGGUAUCGCCAAUAUGGUCAAGGAUGGAAUGACCAAGGCGAGGGCGUUGGCACAAAGCGUCAAUGAUCCCCCGAGUGAGGAAAAGGAGGUCACUUUGAUGCGAAAGAACUCAAGCAUUCUCGAAUUCCAGACUCGAUACGCUGUCAUGGUGUUUGAAGCGCUCUUUGUGUUCCACAAGCAGACCUAG
Pestalotiopsis fici W106-1 is the source of this 1017-nucleotide messenger RNA. RefSeq lists its product as uncharacterized. NCBI's taxonomy places the organism in Eukaryota, Fungi, Ascomycota, Sordariomycetes, Amphisphaeriales, Sporocadaceae. Gene Ontology annotation, molecular function: aldehyde-lyase activity. The record is from RefSeq and is a predicted model, not a curated record. The transcript has 6 exons. Bases 1 to 1017 code for a protein of 338 amino acids. Gene Ontology annotation, cellular component: cytoplasm.